AUGUCGACUCCAACGAUCGGAAUUAUCGUCUGCAGCCAGCGGGUCCCCCGCGCUGGACUACAAAUCACCCAGUUCGUCCUAGACACCAUCCAGAAGGCAUAUCCGACCGCCAACCUGCGACUCAUCGACCUAGCUACCUGGAAUCUCCCCAUGUACGAUGAACCGGGCAUCCCAUCGCUCAUCACCUCGUCGGACGGAUACACGCACGAGCUGACCAGGAAAUGGUCCGAGGAGAUUGCCUCGCACGCCGGAUUCAUCUUCGUCACACCGCAGUACAACUGGGGUUAUCCGGCCAGCAUCAAGAACGCCAUCGACUAUCUGUUCCAUGAAUGGAAGGGAAAACCCGGCAUGAUUGUCAGCUACGGCGGACAUGGCGGUGGCAAGGCCGCUCAGCAGCUGUAUCAGGUUCUGCAGGGCCUUCGUAUGCAGCCUGUGGAGCCUCUUGUGGCUUUGAUGUUUCCCACGAAGGAGUUUACGGGCCGAGCAGCCAGGGGAGUGGAUCUGGGGGUGAUGGAGGAUGAAGGCAUUUGGAAGGAGGAACGGGAGCAAAUUCUGACGGCGUUUCAGGUUUUGGCUCAAUGCGUUGAUGCGAGAAUCCGUCAUGUCAAAUGCGACGAACACCAGCCAGAAUGUCUACAGUGCGUCAAAACAGGACGCAAAUGUGAUGGAUACGAUCCCAACCAGACAAACCCACAGGCGCAGAAGAGAGCCAUAGUCGAUUCCAUCCCCGAAGCCUGGACCAAACCCAGCACCGACCAUCGCCUGGUCUUGCGUCCGGGGACUCGAGAAGAACGGCAGUAUGUCGAGUUCUUCUGCACCCGGACAUCGCGCGCCCUCUCAGGCUUCUUCGAUUCUGAUCUCUGGCGGUAUUUCCUGCCCCAACUGAGUCACUCCGAGGCCGCCGUCCGGCACGCAGCCGUCGCUCUUGGAGCUCUUCAUCAACAUGUGCAUGUAGUUCUCUCGAAAGAAAGAUGUGAUCCCCGGGAGAAGAUUUCAGCCCAAAAUCAGCAGUUCGUCAUCCAGCAGUACAAUUCGGCGAUCCGGCAUUUGGUGGCACAAAUGUCAUCCGCAAACCAGGUGCCGCAUCUGACGCUGAUCACCUGCUGUCUAUUUGUCUGCGUGGAGAUUCUCAGUGGACAGCUUAAGAAAGCUCUGGAUCAUAUUGAAGCUGGACUGAAGAUUCUUCAGCGAUGGGAGAAUGAAACAGAUGGAAGACUGCAGUCGGAAGGGAUUACCGAAGAACUUACUUAUAUGGUGGUCCGUUGGAACAUCCAGCUCUCCAUGCAUGGAAGGAAGAUGAUUCCUCUCAAUCUCCGCCAACCGGACGAAGCACAAUCACUCGGAAAGCAAGAGUGCUGGUCGGAUAUCUCAACGGCUCGAUAUUCACUCGAUGUACUGAUCAACCGCACGAUGAGCUUCGUGGAGGCCGUGGGUAUCGACCGGAAGACGAGAGGGUCAGCCUGGCAGGUUCGUCGGCAACAAGCGCUCCUCCAAGAUCUCGACGCCUGGCUGUGCGCAUUCGACCGUCUGUUGAAGAGGUGUGGCAGACGCCUCAAGCAGAUUGAUCCUCGAGGACCAGUGCUGCUCCGCAUCCAUCACCGCACCACCCGAAUUUGGCUGGACGCCUCCCUCUCCAGAGAUGAGCUCAUAUUUGACCAGCUCGAGGACGAUUUUAGGGCCAUUCUUGCGUACGCCGAGGAGCUGAUCGAGCUCAACGCGUCGCUGGACAAGGACGCCCUGCUGACUGUCUUUUCACUAGAGACCGGACUCAUCUCCUCACUCUGCUACACGGCUAGCAAGUGUCGCAAUCCGUUGCUCCGGCGAAAGGCGAUCAACCUGCUGUACCGUGGCCCCCAAAAGGAAGGACUGUGGAGUAUGCACCAACAUGCGAUCAUCGCACGGAUCAUUGUGCAGAUCGAAGAAGCAGAGGUGGCUCAUCUGCCGUUGGAGCAGCGGAUUCCCGAAGAUCGUCACCGCGUGUAUACGGCGCGCAUUGAGAACAGAGAUUGCCGCUCAUGUCAAUUAGUAUUGAUAUCCAUGCCUGAGGCUGCUGAUGGAGAAUGGCAUUGUCGAGUCAGAAAUGUGGAUUUUACUCAGAUCCAAGGAGGAGUUCCCAACGUUUCCACAGGGUCAGGUAUCAGCUCGGAGAUUUGA
This is a messenger RNA of Aspergillus thermomutatus, 2154 nucleotides long. RefSeq lists its product as uncharacterized. The coding region runs from base 1 to 2154 and encodes 717 amino acids. Gene Ontology annotation, biological process: regulation of DNA-templated transcription. The record is from RefSeq and is a predicted model, not a curated record. Gene Ontology annotation, molecular function: DNA-binding transcription factor activity, RNA polymerase II-specific; oxidoreductase activity; zinc ion binding. The transcript has 2 exons. NCBI's taxonomy places the organism in Eukaryota, Fungi, Ascomycota, Eurotiomycetes, Eurotiales, Aspergillaceae.